Apodemus sylvaticus (European woodmouse) is the source of this 801-nucleotide messenger RNA. RefSeq names its product methyl-CpG-binding domain protein 3-like 2B. Lineage: Eukaryota; Metazoa; Chordata; Mammalia; Rodentia; Muridae. The record is from RefSeq and is a predicted model, not a curated record. The transcript has 2 exons. Bases 1 to 801 code for a protein of 266 amino acids.
AUGUCAACUACCGGACAACAGAGAAACCCCGGAAAAAGGAAGACCCCGCAGACUGCAUCGCUCCUGCGUUGCUGGAGGGGCAGGACAAACUCUACAGUCUUGGAGAGGCCUUCAGGAAACUCAGUUUCAAGCCAGCCCGUGAUAGGAAGACACACAAGAAGUAUGAUACCCAACAAAUUACAAAAGAGAAGACAGAUCCAGGUUGCCCCAAAGAAGAUAAAGUCCAAACACAAAGAUAGUCUUACGUCCAUACUUUCUCGGAGGAUGACUAGUUGCAUCUUUCAAAAACCCGUGACCAUAAUAACUUCACACCCUGAGAAUAAAACCAGGUACAGGAGAGAGGAAGCUCAGCUGAAGAAACCCACACAGCUCUGUGCAUUGAAGAGAUUGCAGAACUAUCAAGUUGGAGACAGUAAAGGAGGCCUAUCAUGUCCAAUGAAGUUUACCAUCCCCAUAGAAAUAAUUGCACUGGGAAUGCAGGAUGAAGCCAACAACCACAGUGGUAUUGAGGAUCUGCUCACUCCUGGAGAAGCCACCUCUGUCCAACCCCCAUGCUUGGAAAAGACGGAGCAAGUGGCUCUUCAGUUGUCACCUUCUUUCUCCAGUCAAGGGGUAAAAAUGCCACUGCCCCUUCAUCUGUCACCAUCUUACUGCAUUCAAGUAACUAAGGCAGACAUCCUGAGACAGACCUGGAAGGUAAAGAAAGCCAGGCAGAGACUGGCAGAAGCCUUGAAGGCAGACAGGCUUGCCAGGCAGGCAGAGAACAUGAGGGAGCAAAGAAGAGUGGAAAACACGCGUUGA